AGAAGAAGAUGAGGAUUAUUUGCAGACAGCUUGUCUUGUUGUUUUCUGGCUUUUGGGGACUAGCAAUGGGAGCUUUUCCUAGCAGUGUGCAAAUAGGGGGUCUCUUCAUCCGAAACACAGAUCAGGAAUAUACCGCAUUUCGCUUGGCAAUUUUUCUCCAUAACACCAGCCCCAAUGCGUCUGAAGCACCCUUCAAUUUGGUUCCUCAUGUUGACAACAUUGAAACUGCCAACAGCUUUGCUGUCACAAAUGCCUUUUGUUCCCAGUACUCUAGAGGAGUUUUUGCCAUUUUUGGACUGUAUGAUAAAAGAUCAGUACAUACUCUGACCUCCUUCUGCAGCGCCUUGCACAUCUCCCUCAUCACACCAAGCUUUCCCACAGAAGGCGAGAGCCAGUUUGUGCUGCAACUACGACCGUCUUUACGGGGAGCUCUCUUAAGUUUGCUGGAUCAUUAUGAAUGGAACCGUUUUGUCUUCCUAUAUGAUACAGAUCGGGGUUAUUCAAUACUUCAAGCUAUUAUGGAAAAAGCAGGACAAAAUAGUUGGCAAGUCAGUGCCAUCUGUGUGGAGAAUUUUAAUGAUGCCAGCUACAGGCGGCUUUUAGAAGACCUGGACCGAAGACAAGAAAAGAAAUUUGUAAUAGACUGUGAAAUAGAGAGGCUUCAGAAUCUUUUAGAACAGAUUGUGAGUGUUGGAAAGCAUGUUAAAGGCUACCAUUACAUCAUUGCAAACCUGGGAUUCAAAGAUAUUUCCUUGGAGAGGUUUAUGCAUGGAGGAGCCAAUGUGACAGGAUUUCAAUUAGUAGAUUUCAGUACCCCAAUGGUAACAAAACUGAUGCAGCGCUGGAAGAAGCUGGACCAGAGAGAAUAUCCAGGAUCUGAGACUCCUCCAAAGUAUACAUCUGCACUGACCUAUGAUGGGGUCCUCGUGAUGGCUGAAACCUUCCGUAAUCUCAGAAGGCAGAAAAUUGAUAUUUCACGGAGAGGGAAUGCUGGAGAUUGUCUAGCAAAUCCUGCUGCCCCAUGGGGUCAAGGGAUCGAUAUGGAGAGAACUCUGAAACAGGUUCGAAUACAAGGGCUCACAGGAAAUGUUCAGUUUGACCACUAUGGUCGCAGAGUCAACUACACAAUGGAUGUGUUUGAGCUGAAGAACACAGGGCCUCGUAAGGUUGGUUACUGGAAUGACAUGGAUAAAUUAGUUUUAAUUCAGCAUGAACCUUCCCUUGGAAAUGAUACUUCAGCCAUUGAGAACAGAACAGUAGUUGUAACUACAAUUUUGGAAGCCCCAUAUGUUAUGUUCAAGAAAAACCAUGAUACCUUUGAAGGGAAUGACAAGUUUGAAGGAUACUGUGUAGAUCUGGCAUCAGAAAUUGCAAAACAUAUUGGUAUCAAGUACAAAAUUGCCAUUGUCCCUGAUGGAAAAUAUGGAGCAAGGGAUCCAGAGACAAAAAUCUGGAAUGGGAUGGUGGGAGAACUUGUGUAUGGGAAAGCAGAGAUUGCUGUUGCACCUCUGACCAUCACUUUGGUACGAGAAGAGGUCAUUGAUUUUUCCAAGCCUUUUAUGAGUUUGGGAAUAUCCAUUAUGAUCAAAAAGCCCCAGAAAUCUAAACCAGGAGUGUUUUCCUUCUUGGAUCCUUUGGCCUAUGAGAUCUGGAUGUGCAUAGUCUUUGCCUACAUUGGUGUCAGUGUGGUCCUGUUCCUAGUUAGCAGGUUUAGCCCCUAUGAAUGGCACACAGAAGAACCAGAGGAUGGGAAAGAAGGACCCAGUGAUCAGCCUCCCAAUGAGUUUGGCAUAUUCAACAGCCUUUGGUUUUCCCUGGGUGCCUUUAUGCAGCAAGGGUGUGAUAUUUCUCCAAGAUCCCUCUCAGGUCGCAUUGUUGGAGGUGUUUGGUGGUUCUUCACACUCAUCAUUAUCUCAUCUUAUACUGCUAACCUCGCUGCUUUCUUGACUGUUGAGCGAAUGGUCUCACCCAUAGAAAGCGCCGAAGACCUUGCCAAACAAACUGAAAUUGCAUAUGGAACACUGGACUCAGGGUCAACAAAAGAAUUCUUCAGAAGAUCAAAAAUUGCAGUAUAUGAAAAGAUGUGGACCUACAUGAAAUCUGCAGAGCCAUCAGUGUUCACCCGGACUACAGCUGAGGGAGUAGCCCGUGUCCGUAAAUCCAAGGGCAAGUUUGCCUUCCUCCUGGAGUCCACCAUGAACGAAUACAUUGAACAGCGAAAACCUUGUGACACCAUGAAAGUGGGAGGAAAUCUGGAUUCGAAAGGCUAUGGAGUAGCUACACCGAAGGGUUCUCCAUUAAGAAAUGCUGUUAACCUCGCAGUUUUAAAACUGAAUGAACAAGGCCUCUUGGACAAAUUGAAAAACAAAUGGUGGUACGACAAAGGAGAAUGUGGCAGCGGGGGAGGUGACUCCAAGGACAAGACCAGUGCCUUGAGUCUCAGCAACGUUGCUGGAGUCUUCUACAUUCUGGUUGGAGGCUUGGGCUUGGCAAUGCUGGUGGCUUUGAUAGAGUUCUGUUACAAGUCCAGGGCAGAGGCGAAGCGAAUGAAGCUGACCUUUUCUGAAGCCAUAAGAAACAAAGCCAGAUUAUCCAUCACAGGGAGCGUAGGAGAAAACGGCCGUGUAUUGACUCCCGACUGCCCGAAGGCCGUGCACACUGGAACUGCAAUUAGACAAAGUUCAGGAUUGGCUGUAAUUGCAUCGGACCUACCAUAAAAACCAAAAAAAUAAUUGAGUGCCUUAAUUCAACUGUGUUGGUGACUGAUGGGAACACAGCACAGACUGUAACGACAUGGGAGUGUCAUUGAUGAACUAAUAAUUGGGCUGAGGAAGGGAAGUACGUCCAAAUGCGCCAGACAUCAUCAGCAACAAUGUGUGCAUGAGCUCAGCUCGGAAACCCAAACUCAGAUUUUAUAUCAGGAAAAUUCACAAUUUAGUUUUGUUGGGGGGGAGGGGGCUGGGACAGGUGUAUUAACAGCAACAAAUUUCAGUUGAGUGGACUUAAAACUAAUAAGACUUGCCAAUUUGCGCAUUAAACUGUG
Messenger RNA from Alligator sinensis (Chinese alligator), 3043 nucleotides. RefSeq names its product glutamate ionotropic receptor AMPA type subunit 4 (gene GRIA4). The transcript is spliced from 16 exons. Gene Ontology annotation, biological process: monoatomic ion transport; modulation of chemical synaptic transmission; synaptic transmission, glutamatergic. NCBI's taxonomy places the organism in Eukaryota, Metazoa, Chordata, Crocodylia, Alligatoridae. Bases 9 to 2717 code for a protein of 902 amino acids. The record is from RefSeq and is a predicted model, not a curated record. Gene Ontology annotation, cellular component: AMPA glutamate receptor complex; dendritic spine; postsynaptic membrane. Gene Ontology annotation, molecular function: AMPA glutamate receptor activity; transmitter-gated monoatomic ion channel activity involved in regulation of postsynaptic membrane potential.